Molecule: messenger RNA, 6100 nt
Organism: Cryptotermes secundus
Lineage: Eukaryota; Metazoa; Arthropoda; Insecta; Blattodea; Kalotermitidae
Product: zinc finger matrin-type protein CG9776
Exons: 12
Coding region: 347-5959 (1870 amino acids)
Biological process (GO): positive regulation of DNA-templated transcription; negative regulation of DNA-templated transcription
Cellular component (GO): nucleoplasm
Molecular function (GO): zinc ion binding; nucleic acid binding
Source: RefSeq, a predicted model, not a curated record
CGACGAAAUGGCGUUGCGGUUAGUGCUGUUUUGUGUGUUCCGAUAUCUGUAUUAAGAGAGUUACGGUAUUUUGUUAGCAUAAUAGCCUGUGUCAAGUUACUGUGUUGUUGAACUAGAAAUAUUUUGGCAGUGUUAUGAAACAAAAUGGCUUUCAUCAAGUAGGAAGAAUGUAUUUUUGUAUAAAUUGCCCUCGACUGAGUGUUACACUGUCCAGUCCUUGCUGUUUCUCAACAAAAGAUUGAGUCGUGUGCUAGUUCUCUAAUGACUGCAUAGUGUGUGCUUCAGGGUGUGCGUACAUUUUGCCGGUGAUGGUGUGUUCCAGAGAAAAUAUUGAAAAUUAAAAAGAAUGAAAAUGGAAGAUUUGGAUGAAGUUGCACGUGAGAUAGAGCAGCUGGAGAACUUGCAGGAUGAUCUGUACCUAGAUGAUGUUGGAGCUGAGAAACCUGAUCGAACAACGAGUUUUGGUCGGGGGAAGAAAUAUAUUGAUUUAGUUGCUAUGGGUAAUGGGAGAAAUGUAAUGUCACGUGGCCAUGGCAGGUCCAAAAACAGGCAAAAGCGAGGUGGGAUGAGUCAAGGUAUGGUUGGUAAGGUACAGUCUGACAGUGCUGAUAUCAUUGAUAUUGAUGUGGAUGACCUGAACGUGAUUGACAACUGGGAUCUUGAUGAUGAAAAUGACGAGUCAGGUGCUUUUGAAGACUUUAUGCUGGAGGAUGGUAGUGGAAGCAAAUCCGCGUAUAGGAGCCGAGGUGUCCAAGGGCUUGUUGGUUUCAGCAAAAGGGGUCAAUUUAGAAGAGGAGCAAAAGCUCCAGGCACUCAGAGACAGUUCAAAGCAGGAAAAUCAGUGCUUCCUGUUGAUUCAGAUUUUAGAGAAUGCCCAUUGGUGGAGGAUAUGUUUGACAUUGAGAGCAAGUCACAUCACCAGCAAUCAAGAGGGAGCCUCAGUCAUUCUUGUUGGACCAGAGAUCCUCAUGAUAGUGGACAUGCUCAUCACAAUCCUCGUGAUGAGAGGAGUAGGAGAAAUGACAGUUUGGGACGGGAGGAUCACAGAAGUCCAAGCUUUGUACCUCACAGGAAAGACCCAAGACUUGCUAGCAGGCAGCUAUCUGAUCCUUCAGAUGCUCGAUUUGGCCCAGCAUGGAAUGACCCAAGACUUGCGCCCAAGCAGCCUGAUGUGUCUUGUUCAGAAGUCUCGGACAGUAUACCUGCUCCUGCACGGAAGGACCCACGGCUUGUGCCCCAGCAGGUCUUGGCACAGCAUAAGGAAGAAUCGGAUACCUCUUAUGAACCCACGAAUGAAGACCAACUCUUGGUACAACAAGGAGAGAAAGUAUCCUUGAGGAGUGAUCCACGAUUAACUAUUGGAAAGCAACAGGUAGACAUUAUGAGACGGAAAGGGUUACAGAAUCGAUUUGGACCAACAAGAAAAGAUCCAAGGCUUGCAGCCCAACUUUCAGGGUUACAAAGAAGAGAAGGGGAAAAUAAAAAUUCUGAUAAAACAUCGUUUGAGAAAGCUAGUGUUGUUUCUGCUUCACAGAAUCCAAUCUCGGCUUUGGCUCCACCUGGUGUAGAUGAAUCAAAUGAAGGCCUUGAUCUUAAAACUAGUGGUGAGGUACAAACCAAUCGAAGAGGGCCCAGAAGCCCUUCCCCUCCACCCCCACCAUCUUCAUCUGGGGAUCAUCCAUCACCAGGGAACAGAAAACGAGAUCGUAGUCCUGGCCGAAGGUCUCAUCAUGAAAGAAGCCUUUCACCUUUGCAUAGUCGCCUCGAAAGAAGUCAGUCACCACGUCGACGUAACAGCCGCCGUGACCGUGGAGGUAGCAUUUCACCUCGCAGGAGAGAUCGUAGUUUGGAGUGGAGACUUGACAGAAGAAGUGAGUCAAGAGAUAGACAUGAGCGCAGCAGUCGGCGUGAUUGGAGUCCAUCUCCACGUAACAGACGUGAAAGGUCGAGGUUGUCAAGAGAAUGGAGCAUAUCCCCGCGAAGAGACCGCAGCUUGUCACCGAGACGUAGGAGAAGUUCAUCUGACAGGCGGGAUCGUAGUAUGUCACCAAGAGGCAGGCACUCAUCUUAUUCACCACCUCUUCGGAGCUCACUGACCUCAUCUAGAGAUGAAUCAUGGAGGCAGUCUUCACCUACUGGACAGUUGCCUCACCAACCCCAGUACCCACAUGUACAACCUCCCCAACAGUCGUAUGAAGUCAUGGCUCCACCUCCACCAAAUAUGUACAGUGAGGGCAACUAUGGUAGCUCUUCACAGCCUGGUGCAUCAUAUGGAGGGCCAUCCCCAAGUAUAGGAGGGCCAACUGGACCAGGUUACCAUUCAAAUUAUCAGCAGUAUGGCUAUGACAAUUACUACCAGCAGCCUCCACCACCCUUACCUCCCUAUUCAGGGGAGUUUGUUCCCCCCACUCCCCAGCCUCCAAUUUGGCCAGAAGGGGGGAUGGUGUAUCCAGAUAUGAGCCAGCCUCCACCCUUGCAACUGCCUUCUGCAUCUGGUUCAGUUGGAACGGUUACCCCUUCCUCUGGAGGUGCCAAUGCUGCUACGAGUGGCCAGUGCACUGUGGACCAGAAGUCAGAAGAAGCUAAGAAAGAGGCCAUAAAGAAUGAGCUAAUACAGCAGAAGCAAGCACUUGCAAAACAAAGAGAAGAAUAUGUCCGAAAGAAAGUACUUAUUGCAAGGGAACUGGAUCUUCUUAGGGAUCAAGAGGAAGAACUUCUAGAGGAAAAGUCUAGAGAUAAUGAUCGUAUCCUUAAGGAGAAUAACAAAUUACAGCUGGAAAUUCAGAAUAAGCUGAAAGCAAUCAACAAUGUGAUAGACAUGUUGACUGGUAUUAUUGGAGACAAGGAAGAAAAAUAUAUGGGAAAAGGAAGUCACAGAGAUGAACCAAAAACAGAGAAGAAGAAACCUCAGACUCCACCUGAAACUCCACCGCAGUCAUCAUCAUCUUCAGAUUCUGAAUUGGAAGAUGGUCAGAAAAGGGCUGAUAAAGUGGAUUCUGUAUCUUCAUCUCGGGAUGAUAAGAAGCAUGCACACGAUGGUAAACCUGUCUACAACUACAUACAUUAUGACCCAGAGAUGCACUGGUGUCGUGUGUGUGAUGUGUUCCCUCGCACCGCUAAAGAAUUCCUCAACCAUCUUCAUAGUGCUGAACACAAAGAGCAAACGCUGGAGAGGAAGCUGGUUGAUAUGCCAUGGCAUAAAGUGCAGGCAGACCUGGAGGUUCCACAUGUCAUGGGGGCCCCAACAAAGCGAACUCCAAUCAGAGGCUUGCAGUUCUUCAUUUCUGCAACAGCAUGGUAUUGUAAGCUUUGUGAUGUAUGGAUUGGAGACCUUCACUGUGCAUCUCUCCAUCUCAAGUCAAAGAGACAUUCUGAAAAUUACUCUCGAUUCACAGAGCAGAACCCUCACUGGGAAACAGACUGGCUGGCUGAUCGAGAGAAAGCCUAUGAACGUUGCUCAGAAGAGAGGCAUCGGUUAAGGGAAGAACAGGGUCUGUUACCACCUGGUGCAGAUCAGCCAUUAUCAUUGUUAGCACCUUCAGAUGCAAAACAGUUCACAGGUUACAUGGAUGCUAAAGGAGUUGUUAAAGAAGCUAAAUCUAAUGAGAAACUCAAGAAGAACAAAGACCAGCAUAAGAAAUUAAAGAAGACCUGUAUAACUGCUUUAGAUGAAAAGGUGAAGAAGAACAAACAUCGAAAAAAGAAAUUUAAGUCUAAGAAACUAUGUGAUUCCUCAGAAAACAGUUCAGGUUCAAGUAGCAGCACUACUAGCAAUAGCAGUUCCUCAAGUAAUGAGCAAGAUGGUGAUUUUGAAAAUGAGGAUAGGUCAAAAAGCAUUCGUGUUGCCAUGAGAAAGAAAACAAAGGCUUUGCCAGUGCAACCAGUAUCAGAUGAACCGCUCGGAAUACCCUUUAUUAAAGCCCCUAGGAGUAAGUGGGAUUCACCAGAAAAGGUGAGUGAUGAGAAAGAAGACAGAGAAAAAGAGGAGAGAGAGAGGAUUGGAACAGGUAAGAUAAAUGAAGAGAAGAAAAAUGAAUGGGAAAGAUUGGAGACAGAGCGAAUAGAAAGAAAAGAAAGGGAGCACAAGUCAAAGAAAGCUGGCCAGAAAAGUGGUAGCAAUAAUAGUGAUGAUAAGUUAAUCAGAGAAUGGAUGUCAACAUCAAAGGAUGUAUCAGAUGGUGAGAAGCAGCUGUUAAACAGCAUCAAGGAUAAGCUGAGACAGAAGCAGGUAGCAGAGAAGGAACGGGAUCAUGAGAAAAAGAAGGAUGAGAGAGAUAAAAAUUACGAUGAUGGCAAGGGAUACCAUGAGGACAGACGGGAUUCUAAACGAAGCAGGAGGCGAAGUGAGAGUCCUUUGACCCCAUCUCACAAGAGCAAACGAUUGCGUGGCAGUGACAGGUCGCCUGAUGAUAGGAGAGAACGAUCAUCAAGAGCUGAAAGAUAUGACAGAUACGAGGGAUCUCAUAAGUCUCCCGAAUGUGUGUCGAAAAGGAGUCCUUCACGACAUGAAAGUUCAAGUUCUAGGACUGAUAAGAAACCAAAAGAAGCAGAUGGAAGAAUUCCAGAUAAAAGAUCAGAAACUGAAAAGAAGACUGCAACAAAAUUGGAAGAUGGAGAUGAGGAAUAUGAGGAAGAAAGUGCUGAAUCAAAAUUUGAGAAGCAGACAGCAGAGUCUGCAGCAAAACUCAUGAAGAAAGGCAAGAAACCUGCAGUAAUGGCAAUACCAAAAUCUAAAUUACCCUUUAUUGGUCGCAUGCCAAUCUUAAAACAUUUUGCAAAGAAGAAAGCUCCUCUGAGUGGGAAGUCUGGUGAUAACAAAGCUGAGGAGGAAGACAAGAAACAGCCUCCAGAAGAUCCUAUGGUACAAGCACAGUAUAAGUUGGAAUUCACUAAUAUAGGUGGAAAAGUUCACAUUGGUCCCCAGGAACCUCGGAAAUCGAGGUUUGAUGAGAAACCACAAGGUGCUGAAGAACUAGAGUUACAGUUCAUGGGACCAAAAUUGCCACCAAAUCUGGUAAUACCAACAUCACUUGGUAAUUCUGAAACUGGAGAGGCCGCAGUUGGUUAUGAAGAUGCUAAACCAGAAGAAUCUCUAAUUGUAAAUGAAGUGCAGGACAUGGAAAUAGAUGAUGACACGUCAAACAGUGAUAUUGCUCAUCCGGUUAUAGAAACAUCUCCCUCUGCUGAUAUUCAGAGUAGUGAACAGUCAUCUCCUAAGAAGCCUCUUACAGACAUUCCACUUCCUAAAGACUUCCAAGAUGCUUUGAAUAUAUUGUUCCCAGGUUCAGAAGGAGCAGAGAAAAAGGAUGACUCUCUUCUUAUUAGUUCUGUUUCAUCCCAGUCAGCUGUGAUUCAGAGUGGUCCUAAACCUCCAUCUAUGCUAUCAAAUGCAUCCCAAAUGAACCAAGGUCAGUGGGCCCAAGCCAUAGCCAUGGGGGGCCCAUCUAUGAUGCCAGGCCAUGGACCACCCUCACAUCCAAUGCAGGGUUAUGGUGGUUCUUCCCAGGUUCCUCCACAGAUGAUGGGUGGAGGUGGCCCUCCAAUGAUGGGGUCUAUGCAUGGGAUGCAGGGUCCACCACCUCAAGGACCUCCCAAUAUGCAAGGACCGCCACAAGGGCUUACAGGCAUGUAUGGCCCUGCUGGUAUGCCUGGUCCAGGUCCUCCAUAUGGUAUGCAUGGUCCUCCAAGACCCAUGAUGGGACCACCAGGUAUGCAAGGUCCUCCUCCUCUUCAACCAAAUAUGAUUCAUGGUAGUCCACAGUCCCAUGGUCCAACCAUGCAUUCACAUCAGAAUGAAUCAAGACCUCCCCUACCAAAAGAAAAUAGAAUCCAAACAAAAAUAGGCAAUCUGAAAAAAGAGAUCCCCCUGAAGAAACAAGAUGUAGUAGGAGGAAUGAGUGCAGAUGAGUUGGCCUUGCUAGGAAUUGAUGUGGGAGACAUGGCUGCUCAGAGCUUCUAGAUGCAAGUCAGAAUUGGGUUGUUUAAUCCAUGCUGACCUCAUUAUGAAUUUUUGUGUUAAUUUUUAGCAUUUCAGUGCUUUGUGUUUGGUACAGAACUAGAUAAUUGUAAUUAAAUAUAUUGAAAUAAAAGUCUGUAUUGU